AUGAUUGGGGGUAGGUCUUAUGCAUGCUUACUCUGAAAGUAUUGCAGCCUGAGACCUGUCACUAUGAGAAUUGUAAUGAAAUGUGCGUGAAGUGCUUGUGUGUUUCAGUAUUUUUUAAAAAAUAAAAGCUUCUGUCUUUGAGUUCUCCUGCUUUGUUUCUUGUCUCUUCAGCUAACAACUUCUUUUGAAAUGUUUUUAUUUUGGAGAGUUGUUGUACCAGCUAGCAUUGCCAAUUCUAUCCCAUUCCAGGAAAUCGGUCAAGCAACGCUCUUGCUGAGGGAAAGAGUUCAGUGAUCUCAGUACCACUCACAGGUUUUGUGUUGGGGAGCCAUUAUCUCCCAAGGUUAGGAUACCAUGUUAAAUCUUAAAACUAAGACAAGGAACUAGUCAGUUCUCAAUAUGACAGCUGAGCAAGCAGAUGCAACUGCCUCAUUUGCUUGUGAAGCAAUUCCUGCCUUGAGAAAGACUUGCGGUUACAGCUAAUUGCGGCUAAAAGGUCAUCUCUUUGGGUCUACUCAGUUUGGACUGUCACGGCUUUCCCCAUCAAAUGCAGACCCUGAAAUUUGUUUAAAGAGUGUCUAGUCAAGUUAAAGGGAGGCGGGAAGUUAUGAGUGUGGUUGGGUGAGGAAAUAGUAAAAAGUGAGGUCAGAGAGAAAUGAAAUGCAGAAAAGUACAGGACUGCGGCAAUUCUGAGGACGCAAGGUGAGAAACAGGCAGAGGGGUGCAAAAAAGGGAAGGGGGAAAUGAGUGGCUGCUGGUUCCUGCCCCAUCAGGGCAACAUUUGGGGGCAGACGUCCAGGGCCCCAGGGCCAGGCUUGCUACUGCAAAAGACCGAGGGUGUGUGUUCGCAUUACUGCCUCAAAGUGCAGUGAAGUUUUUGAGGGUUUUUGUGUGUGUGUGCAUUUCUCAUCUCCCUCCCUCCCACCCAGCUCCUUUUUAUCUGUAAAAGAAAAUAACAAGCAUUUAAAAGAAUUCAGAAAUAAUAAUUAAAAUCAACUGUAAUCUAAAACCAGAUUAAAACACAUGACAGGCUGGAUAUUUGAUGUGCUCAUAGGCCCUCCUCCCAGGUUGGUCACCCCUGCUCUGGUGCCACAGAAUAAUGUUGCACGCCACCUCAAUCUGAGGUGCGGGGUUCAAUUUCCAUGGAAUGAGGGUCAGUGGUGACUGCGGUGUCUUUAUGAUAUAUGGUUUAUUUGCAUAUAUAAGGUAAAGGACCCCUGGAUGGUUAAGUCCAGUCAAAGGCGACUAUUGUUGCACAACCCUCAUCUUGCUUUCAGGCAGAGGGAGCUGGGGUUUGUCCACAGGCAGCUUUCCGGGUCAUGUGGCCAACAUGACUAAACCGCUUCUGGCACAACGGGACACCAUGAUGGAAACCAGAGCGUACCUUCCCGCCGCAGCGGUACCUAUUUAUCUACUUGCACUUGCUUUUGAACUGCUAGGUUGGCAGGAGCUGGGACAGAGCAACGGGAGUGCAUCCUGUUGCGGGGAUCCGAACCGCUGACCUUCUGAUCGGCAAGCCCAAGAGGCUCAGUGGUUUAGACCACACCACCACCCCAUUUGCAUAUUUACCUAUUUGCGUACACGCCCACCCACCCUGACAACAGAAAUCAAGCAUGGCUUUCCUUCCCUGGCUUCCGCCUGAAGGCUGCUUCCAACUCUCACACAUGACUCUGCUGCCCCUACCAGCCAGGUGAUUGAGGGGGAGCACCCAUUUGGCACAAAGCUACUUCCCUUUGUUAUAGGUAAAGGUAAAGGGACCCCUGACUAUUAGGUCCAGUCACAGACAACUCUGGGAUUGCGGCGCUCAUUUUGCUUUGUUGGCUGAGGGAGCUGGCGUACAGUUUCCCCAGUAAGUCACCAAGAAGAUGGCCUGGCUAGUUCAUACCAGAUUUUAACCCUUGCUGUGGGUCUAGGAGCCCAGGAAUUAGGGCUCGGGCAUUAUGCAGACUACUAGUAAAGGUAAAGGGACCCCUGACCAUUAGGUCCAAUCGCGGACAACUCUGGGGUUGCAGCGCUCAUCUCGCUUUAUUGGCCGAGGGAGCCGGCGUACAGCUUCCGGGUCAUGUGGCCAGCAUGACUAAGCCGCUUCUGGCGAACCAGAGCAGCGCACGAAAACGCCAUUUACCUUCCUGCUGGAUCGGUACCUAUUUAUCUACUUGUACUUUGAACAAGUAGGUUGGCUUUCGAACUGCUAGGUUGGCAGGAGCAGGGACCGAGCAACAGGAGCUCACCUCGUCGCAGGGACUCCCCCCCCCAAAAAAAACCUCUCAACACUAAAAUCCCACAAAAGCUAGGCAUAUAUCAAGUUCAUAAGUUUAUUGUUCUAGCCAAAGUCCACAACAAACUGGCGCCAGGCAAUAGUAUUAAUAAAAUAAUACAAAACAGCGUCCAUAAAAGGGCAUACAUAACUGGCAACAGUUCAGAAGCACCCAGAUCCGUGCUUGAAGGCAGAUAAAAACUCAGAAAGGGAUGACUCGGAUGGCGCUGCCGGGAACUGCCCGCUCUUCUUGGAAUCCUGCGCUUACAAGCAGGAGCUACUUUCACUUUCACUUCCUGGUCGAACAAAAGCCCCGCUGGGCAGGCGAGGAGCCAGAGUUAGCAGGGUCGGCGGGAGGUCUGGGAGCCAGAGGCCGCUGCUGCUGUUGCUGCUGCUGCUGCCGGGAGGUAAGGAGAGCGCCCGGCCGCGUUUCGGGCGGACCCCGCCGCGGUCGGCAGUUUCGCCGCGAUCCCAGUUGCUGAACAGCCGCGGAGGCGGAGCUUGGAGAGCCGCCUCCUCGUUUGCCAGCUGCGAGAAUCCACACGUGCAAUCCCAGCCCUCUUUACCCGGGAGUCAUCCUCGUGGCAUAGGGGCCAACUCCCUGGGACCCUGGUGGGUGCGCCAUCGCCCACAAAAUUCCCCAUAAAGGGGACCGGGCACCCACAGAUUUGGGUGCCAGGGUCAUGCACGCUGCAUGGCACCCACGGCCCCGGGGCCAAGUUGGCACUCCUGCCCCGUGGGGUUAAAGGAAGGCUUACUUCUGAGUAGACGUUGCACCGGAAAGUUGGGAACCGCCGCGCUCCUGCGCGAGAGGAGAGGGGGAGAGCCGUCGCCGUCUGGUUUACUUCCGAGUAGACGCGCGGAGGAUCGGUUUGCUGGUGCGCAUGCAAAAGCAGAGCAGCGGCGCUCACGGGGCAGCGAAGGGCCGGUUGUUUAUUCUGGGAUCCCCACCCGAGCUAGUUUUAGCCAGCCAUUUGGAGCUGCGCCGAAGCGAAGCUCUUUUUGCUUACGAGGUGCUGCCAAAUGUCUCCGCGCGUCUGAGGCUGAUUUAGCGCCAAGCUGCGGGGGCCGGGGGGGGGGGCGAUGAGCUAAGGAAAGAGUUCUAGCCAGGGGUGUCAACUUCAGUAAAAUUGUGGGGGGGGGGGGAGGUAAGCCUCGCACCACAUAAUCGAUCACAUGACACGGCGCACGCACAUUGUUUGAAUGGCGAUGCGGGGGGGCGCGCGACCCCCUCAAACAUUUUAUUGCGGGGGGGGGGCGAAGGGACCAAUGAUGCUAACUAAGAAGAUGGGUUUUGUGCAUUUGGCAUCAUUACCCCUUUGGGGCGUGUCUCGUGACAAUCGGCCUGGGGAUUCCCACACGAACCCUGUGCGGUUUGUGGUUUUGCGCGAUGGGUUGCUUUGCAGGCUGCAAAGAGGCCAGUCAACCUUCCGGGUCCUCUGUGUGUCUCUGGGCAAGGCAGGGCCUCGAUCCGGAAACCGAAGCAAGUUUUAACUGCCUCAGUAAUUAUCACAGGGAGGGAGGGAGACCCCACGAAGCUGGUGGUUUUGAAACGGUGUUCCUGGAAACACGGGGCUCCCCAGAGAUUCUUGGGUGAGAAGUUUGCUCAUUGCAGACAAAGUGCUCAGAACAUAGUUUCUUCCUAAUAAUAACAGUAACAGAAAAAAUUGUUUGUCUAAAUUGUACGCCACCUUUCAUUUCCAAUAAAAGCCAUGGCAAUUUACAGAAAAUUUAAAAUAUUAAAACAAUAUUAUUAUUGUUGUUGUUGUUGUUGUUGUUGUAACUUCAAUAUGUGUGGUGUUUUGCAAAAGGUUAGCUCCUUGCCUUGAGGACCUUACAGUCUAAAAUAUGACGCAAGAAAAACGAAGGAAGAGGAGAGAGGUGAAGGCAGAGUUUAAAGGGAGAAUCCUAUUUUAAUCAUUUCAGGGCCACAAAUGCAGGGAUGCGGGACCUGCAACCUUCUAGAUCAGGGGCCAGCAAACUUUUUCAGCAGGGGGCCGGUCCACUGCCCCUCAGACCUUGUGGAGAGCCGGACUAUAUUCUGAAGGGGGGAAAACGAAUUCCUAUGCCUCACAAAUAACACAGAGAUGCAAUUUAAAUAAAAGGACACAUUUGACUCAUGUAAAAACACACUGAUUCCCGGACCGUCCAUGGGCUGGAUUUAGAAGGCAAUUGGGCCGGAUCUGGCCCCCGGACCUUAGCUUGCCUACCCAUGUUCGAGAUGACAGAAUCAUAGAGUCAGAGAAUUGUAGAUUUGAAAGGAACCCUGAGGGUCAGUGCAGGAAUCUCAACAGGUGGUUCCCCAUCCAAAUCGAAACCAUACCUGGCCCUGCUUAGCUUUGCAGAUUCGUCAGUGGUUUUGUUGCUGCGCCCCAUUAAGGCAAUAAACCAUCAAGUUGUCCAAAUGGUAAUAAAUAUAAUAUCUUGGCAGUGUACCAUGAAAUCAUUAAAACUUCCAGAAAUUAUAAAUUCAUGGCAUACAGAACAAAUGGUCAACACUGAAUCAAAUUCAUUAUCUAAAUUUUUUAGCUGUGUUUUAUUAAUGGAUUUAUUUGCACAUUGCUUGUGCACAUUAUAAAUCAUCUAUCUUAUCUUCACUGGUGGUGGUGUAAAUAUGUAAACUUUUUUUGGCAAAGGGAGUUUAAGGAAAUAACAGAAAUCACUGCGUUAAAGCUGACCGAAAGUCCAGAGGUAGCAUUAUUAUCUAUUUACAAUGGGGUGGAAGGUUCACAGGCUAUGAAGGACUUGCUUACAAAUUUAUUGACAGCUGCACGAAUUACGAUAGCUAGGAAGUGGAAGGGGCAAGCAGAAUAUAAAAUGGAAAAAUGGUAUAAAGAGGGGUGGGUUAUAGCUAUUAAUGAUUAAGUAAUAUGUGCCAUUAAGAUAAGAUGGGGAAUAUGCAGGAGAAAUGAUUUUGAGGAGACAGGGAGAGUGUUUGUAGAAUUUAUACUGUUAAAAUGAAAGGGGUCAAACCAUCGCAAGACGUGUUGAAAUUUUGGGAUGUUAGAUAGUUGCAAUGGAAUGGUCUCGGGGGUGGGGUGCACAUUUUUAUUCUUAUAUAUUUGUGAUUAUUACUUUGUCAAAACAAAAAACAAACAAACAUCUAUCUAAAUAUAAUUAAAUAAAUAAAUAUCAUCUUUCUGAUUCUUCUGGCUGCUGGAUCCGUGCAGCUCAUAUUUUUGAUUCAUAGGUGUACGUGAAAUAUAUCCCAUGGUGACUCUUCCUGGUUUUCCAUCUGUCUCCUACCCCAAACAGUACUUUCAGGUUGAGAGCAAUGGCGCCCGAAAGCCACAUGUCCGAGCCCAUCUGCCUGAUCGAGAACAGGGACAGGAAGCUCUUUGUCUGUGAAAAGGCCCUUCGCCUGCUCUCCGAAAUUCACCAGCCGGUGGUGGUGGUUGCCAUUGUGGGACUCUACCGAACGGGCAAGUCCUACCUCAUGAACAAACUAGCUGGCAGAAACUCAGGUGAGAGUGAAAAUUGCAGCGAACCCUGGAGAGGGAGGGGAGCAAAUGCUAAAUUUAAGUGUUUUAUGCUCAAAUGGGUUUGUGUGUGUGUGUAUGGACCACAGAGUGCCCUUCUGUGCAGAGAGAAUCAUGUAGUAACUUAUUCUGAGCACAGUUCAAAGUGUUGGUGCUGACCUUUAAAGCCCUAAACAGCCUCGGCCCAGUAUACCUGAAGGAGCGUCUCCACCCCUAUCAUUCUGCCCGGACACUGAGAUCCAGCGCCGAGGGCCUUCUGGCAGUUCCCUCAUUGUGAGAAGUGAGGUUACAGGGAACCAGGCAGAGGGCCUUCUUGGUGGUGGUGCCUGCCCUGUGGAACACCCUCCCUUCAGAUGUCAAGGAAAUAAACAACUAUCUGACUUUUAGAAGACAUCUGAAGGCAACCCUGUAUCAGGAAGUUUGUAAUGUCUGAUGUUUUAUCAUGUUUUUAAUAUUCUGUUGGGAGCUGCCCAGAAUGGCUGGUGAAACCCAGCCAGAUGGUGGGGUAUAAACAACAACAACAAUUCAAAGACAGUUAAUGUGUUCCAAGACAACAAUUUGGACACAACUUCCACAAGAGUCCAGCAUGACUCUAAUCCUAGUUUUCCUGGUACAUCUCUUUGUAAAAUGUAGAAUAUUAGUAGAGUAUCUGAUCUGCAUGUUUAAGUUCCCAGGUUGAAUGUUCGUAGUCUGAAAACCCUGGUGAAUUGCUGUCAGUCAGGGUAGUCAAUACUGGGUUAGAUGGGCUGAUUCAGUGUCAGGAACCUUUCUAGUUUCCUAAACAGAAGCCCACUUUUCCUACCACCCUAUCCCCCUGUGUGGGAGAGGGAACUACACCCCUGAAAUGUUGUCACUUGUACAGUGGUACCUCGGGUUAAGUAUUUAAUUCGUUCAGGAGGUUCAUUCUUAACCUGAAACUGUUCUUAACCUGAAGCACCACUUUAGCUAAUGGGGCCUCCCGAUGCCGCCACGCCGCCGGAGCACAAUUUCUGUUCUCAUCCUGAAGCAAAGUUCUUAACCUGAGGUACUAUUUCUGGGUUAGCAGAGUAUGUAACCUGAAGCAUAUGUAACCUGAACCGUAUGUAACCCGAGGUACCACUGUAAUCUGUUUAAGAUGUAAGAGCCUUCCAAGAGAAAGGGUACCAGCCCCGUUCCCUGAUCUUACUAGCUCACAUGUUUCUGGCUUCCUAAAUCCUGAAAAUUUGAUUAUCUCCAUGGUUAGGUUUCCCCCUGGGUUCUACGGUGCAGUCGAAGACCAAGGGAAUUUGGAUGUGGUGCGUCCCUUACCCUGGCAGGCCUGGUCAAACCCUUGUGCUUCUGGAUACAGAGGGACUAGGCGAUGUGGAAAAGGUAAUUCUGAACUCUUGGAUGGCGCACCCGCUGAAUUUCUGCCUAGCAUGUACGGGCAUAGGACAUAACAGCAUUUGUGGCAGGGCCAGGCGCAACAUACCUGCCACCAUACCCAGCUGCUGAAGGAUCAUUGCCAGGUAUUUGUCUACAGAACCAGAAAAUGCACACAUCAACAGAGAUAAAUGUUUUAUACAUUCAAAGUGCCACUCUGAGGCUGAAACCAGGUCUUGGCGAAGGGACUGUGAAAACAAGCAGGUGUGAGGCUGCCGAACUCUUUGUAAACUACAGGAAAGCCCCAAGUAUGACUAAUUAUUUUGGCUGCUGGGAUUUUGAUGGCUCAGCACAACUUAUGUAAUUUUUGGAAUUUCCAGUCCGUUGAAGUUGAGAGCUGGAAGAAGGUCUAUAGUGUGAAUCUGGUGCUUGUUGCUUUCCCAUCCACAAUGGUGUGGGAUAGCAAAGGACAAGCUCGAGCCUACAUGAGCAAACAUCGCUACACCAAUGGUAUUUCUCAACUUCCUUGCACACUUGUGCUUUAGAGUUGUGCCACUUUGUUUCUGGCAACAAUAGCAUCAGCCUGAGGAACAGAAAGUGUUUAGGGAAGUUUUUAAUUUGAUGUUUUAUCGUAUUUUUAAUAUUCUGUUGGAAGCCUCCCAGAGUGGCUAGGGAAACCCAGCCAGAUGGGCGGGGUAUAAAAUUACUAUUAUUAUUAUUAUUAUUAUUAUCCUUGAAAAGCUUUUCUCUGGCAUGGGAACAAGUGUUGGGCAAAGCUUUCCCUGCUUGAUUUUGACGUGACUAGCUGCUGUUAAAAACCCAGAAUCGGGGACAGCCCAGCACCAACAGCACUUUGGUUCUCAGUAGUGCAACUGCGUCAGUGGCAGUCCUUAGCCCGCUACGCCAGCUUUCCCAGGGCCAAGUAAAAGCAACAAAUAACUUGAAUCAGUACUUAUGUACUGUGCAGCUCAGUUGGUUAGAGCAUGGAGCUGAUAAUGUGAAGGUUGCAGGUUCGAUCCCCGCAUGGGACAGCUGCAUUGUAUUCCUGCAUCGCAGGGGGUUGGACCAGAUGAUCCUCAGGGUCAUAGAAUCAGUUCUAUGAUUCUGUGAACAAUAUUUGCAGCAACACUGCGGUGGAAGGGGAGAAGCAGAACCUAACAGCUUCGUGUGACGUUAACAUCUGAGAGAGUGCUGGAGGUGAAAUAGUUAAACAGGUUACCCAAUCAGGACCCAGGGGCUUGGAGUCAGAGGGAUUAUAAAACCAGCUCUGGGAGGGUUGCGGGAGUUUGUUGGGAGUUGGGUGGUUGGUUGGAGUGGGAGUGAGUUGGAAUAGAGUCUGUGGGUAGGUUGAGUUAGUGUAGCAAAAUAAGCUGAGUCAUGAACAGUUAGGGGCUAGGAAGACAAGUAAAUAUCUGAGAGGUGGUUUAGUGAGUGAGAGCAGGUAGUGGAAGUUAUAGGUCUGGAUAGGCACCCCAUGAAUGUAAUUGACUGUUACUGUUUAUGAAACCACACACUUGUUAAACUGCAAUAAAUAAACAAAAGUUUAUGUUCCAAUUUAACCCUGACUGGACUCAGUAUUGUCCCAGGUAGGGCUUGGGUGUUGGGAGCAAGAAAUAAAGUGGUGGCACAGGGAUCAAUAGACGGUGAAAUGGCCGGGGCCCCUGUGUGAUUGCCACACUUUCUUCCUCCUUUCUUAGGGCGACACUCAAAACGACACCUGGAUCUUCGCUUUGGCUGUGCUCCUGAGCAGCACCCUGGUCUACAACAGUUUUGGUGCCAUUGACCAGCAAGCUAUGGAUCAGCUUCAGUAUCCUUCCCAAGGACUAACUCUGAUUUUCAUUUGCUGGAGGGAGUUGGAGGAAGUCCUGUAUUGGCUCUCUCUCUUUAGGACAUUCCCUCUUGUUACUCUAGAGCAGUAGGAAAUAUUUUUCAGCCCAGGGGCCACAUUAUUUUAUGUGCAACCUUCCAGGGGCCAUGUGUCAGUGGUGGGUGGGACCAGAGGCAAGAGUGUGCAGAACAACGGGUACAACUCUAACCUUUGUAGUGUUAGGUUUUCAUCCUUUUUUGGUAUUGUGACCCACAAGUCCACAGAGCAAGCCAGCAGUAAAUCAUACCGUUCAAAGUUGGUGAUAACUUAGAAGAGGAGUCAGACUGGGAAGAGGAAGUCUCAGAAGAUGAGGAGGUUAUGUUAGCCCCAAAAUGGAAAAUGAACAAGCUUCCAACCAAAGAAGAAUGGCAACUUACUUGACAGACUAUUCACAACUUGCAGGCUUAGCAUACAGAGUAAGAGAACAAAAAGAACAUACAUUUAAAGAAGAUUGGAAAAUGUUUAUUGAAUAUAUGGAAAAUAAUUGUGCCCAGCUGAAAACGCUGGCAACAUUAAGAUAAAUUCAACAGUGUAAAUGAGUUUUGAUGGAUGCGAUAACGGUAAACUGAUUGGUAUAGUUUUUUGUACAAUAUGCAGGGAUUUAAGAUAUGUAAAAUGAACCAUGGAAAGAGAAGAGAAGUCAUUGACAUCUUAAGGAUGUAAAAUGAGAAUUUGAAAUUGUAAAACAGAAAAUUUAAUAAAAAUUAUAUACAUAAAGAAGAUGAGGAGGUAACAGGGUUUAGUGAGCAGGAAGAAUCUGUGGCAGAGAGCAGUCCACAAUCAAAGGCAGAAGCCAAAGCCGGCGAGUGGGAGGAUGCCAAGAGGAAGAUGAGUCAGGUCGAUGAAAAGUCACAGGAGUCUCCCCAUCCUGCUGCUACAAUCUUCCCUCCCCACUUGUCUCCCAGAACCAGAAGAGGGCUGAAAUGGGCAGAGCAGUGGCAAGUUGCAUGCAGGCGCAGUCUCUGAUUGUUUGGGGAAAGCCCUGGAGAGGAGGGACCUAGACUGCUGUGGGGAGGUGGGGACUUUCAGUCUCAGCAAUGGAGUCAAGGGGCAAGACCUAUCGGAGGUGAGCUGCUGCGCUCCUUUGGCCUGACACUCAACCAAGUCCAUGAAGAUCCUGCUUUUGCUAAUAAAGAGUUAACUCGCAACUUUGAACAUCUUUGACAUCAUUUUUCUAAAACUGCCAUCCAUGUGCCACAUAAAGUUGAAGGGCUUUUCUCUCCUGCUGUAACUUUGUUUUCCUGUGGCAAUAAUUUCACAGCAGGCCACCAUUGGGGGCGGGAUGGGGGGGGGGAGGACUUCCGGGGUGGCGCCAUCGGCAAUGGCGGACUCCCUCUGAUCUGGAGGGACCAGCUCCGCGCGAAACGGGUCUUUUCCGCUACGGCGAAGCGGGGACCCUUCUAGAAAUCACAGGCGGAUGAAGCCUGUGACCAUGGGACUCGGCGGGCACCCUUAGCGCCCCCCCAACCCGCAAAGGAACCCAUUAACGGGCUCUGAAGCGAAGAGGGGGAAGUGGCGUGGUGCUGUGAGUCAAUUGCUUUUUCCGUGGAGCGAAGCCGCAUAGCCAUUGCCGGAGAGCGCUGCCUUUUUCCUGGGACAAUUUGGCAUCUAAAAUAAUCACCCGUGAGUACUUAAACAUUGAACAACUGGACUUUAAAUAAGAACUGGCGAGCAGAAAGGAAUUGGACUUUAAAAUUUAUUUCAAUUUGGUACUGAAACGGGAAGGUCUAAACAGGAAGUCAGCCUUCCGUUUCUUUGUAGUCAGAAUAAAGCAAAGACAAUGUAAACUAGAGCUUAGAAAAUCACUUCCAAAGGAUUGGCUUUCAUCAUUUAAAAUUGUUGAACCCCCCUUCGGUAGCAGGAGAAGAAGGGGGAUCUUUUUUGGACUGUUUAAACCUGCAGAAGUGAGUUUAAAGCAAAGUAACUUUCCACCGUCCUGAUCCUGGAGCGGGGUGUCAGAACUGACGUUUGAAGCUCAUUGACCAGAGACAAAUGCUUUUGACAGACAGCUAAAAGAAGAGUAACAUUGUGAUGCCACUGUUUCCUUUCGCAUUUUUAAAGGAACAAAUAUUGACAAAAUAUCUUAAAAAAGAAACUUUGUUGCUAUUGUCUUUAAAAGAAAGAACAACCAGAAGUUUUCCCCCUAGAGGGAGACUGUGAAACUGUAACUAAUUCCAGGGAGCUUGCAGCUGCCACAGAUUACAAUCGUGGGAAAGGACUUGUGACCUUGCAGGACAAUGUUUUCAGAGGCUCUGUUGUGUGCUCUCUGUAAAACAAAUGCCCUAUUGGAUCAGUUAAGUCAGAAGACGGAUUUGAUGACUAAUGCGGUCAGAACUUUUGAACAGGUAGUGGGAAACUAUAUGGAGCCCACCCAGGAACUAAAACAGGAGUGUGCCAUGACAGAACAGAUGAGAGAAGAGGACGUUGCUGAAUCUUGGGUGCCAGAAAGGGAGGGAUUUUCAGCCCUGCAGGAAUAUGAGCCUUUGGAUUUGACAAAUGAACUUGGGAAAAACCAGAUUUGGAAAGAUAAAGUUUGGAUUGGUUUGGAAAUGGGGGGUUGGACUGACCCCCCCAUGCAGGGAAGUUUGGACUUUCCGAGUCUGGCAAUGGGCCGUCAGAUGUUUGGAGCUGUGGGGGCUCUCAAUUUUGGAGGGAAUCUGAAACAUGUCUUUAAAUACCACAUGGAGUUUAGUCUGCACUAUGGAAAAGGGGCUGAUUUGUUGAAAAGGGUCAAAAACAUUACCAAGCUGGAGUUCCCACGAGUGAAAGGAAAAUAUGAAGAAGAGCCGCGGAAGGGACAUGGAAGAGACUUGAGGGCCUCGGAUAUAAGGUCACCAGGUUAAUGCACUAGAUCAGUGGGAUAAAAAGGACUGACAAAACCCGGGACCAGGAGGAAGGGACGCUGGAUGAAGAUUGGAUUGUUCUUAUUUCUUUUUUUUAUCAUUAGGAUUGUUUUAUAAAAUUGAUGAAUGUUAGAAAAAUGUUGAAAUGAAAUUACUUGGCUCUAGUAAAAAUGUUUAAAGAAUUAGGUAAGAAUGUUAUGGCUAUGAGAAGCCGGUAAAAAUAAGAUUUAAGUUUUAAGCUUUAAGGUUUUCUAUAAGAUAAGGGGAAAAUAGAUUAAGGUAAUGUAAUGACAGAAUAUUAUGAAUUAUGGAAAGGACUUGCUGCGAUAAUUAUUAAUUAGGAUACAAGAAAAGGGAGGAGGAGGAGGUCAAAGAAAGAAGGUAAUGAAAGUGGAGAAUUUGAGAAUGAUGGAUUUAUUUUUUCUUUUUCUUUUUCUGUUUUGUCUUUUUUUGUAAUUUUAAAUUUUUUUCAAUAAAUAUCAUUAAAAAAAAAAGGGAUGGGGGGGGAAGAGGCAUGGAAAGGGCACAUAGUGAGGACAUCAUCACCACAAAUGCAGCUGCAUGAGGAUUUGUUCUGCACAUGCAAUGGAAAAGGUUAAUGAGAUGGCGCUCCAAAAUAUGCAGCAGUUUAAAGGUACAGGACUUUUCUCGUUUGCAUCGAACUGUCUGUUCUGUAUUGCAUGGUGGGGGUAUUUUGAGGGGCUGCUUGUUCUCCCCCUGUGCAGGCAACUGGUCUCUUGAUUCCUAAACCUGGCCAACAGCUAUGUGACAGAGCUCACAGAGCGCAUCAAAGCCAAAUCGUCCCCCGGGGGAGGCAGUGAGGGACUGGAAGACUCUGCUGAGUUUGUCCGCUUCUUCCCAAGUUUCGUCUGGGCCUUGCGGGAUUUCACCUUGCAGCUGGAGCUGAAUGGGCGCCCCGUCACUGAAGACGAGUAUCUGGAACAUUCCUUGAAAUUAAAGAAAGGUACUGACAGUGGCGGUGAAUUCAAUGGCUUCCCCCAAUGAAUGCCAGAAAAUGCUGUUUGUUAAAUGUGCUGAGAAGUGUUGGAAAACUGCUCUUCCCCUUCCCAGACUACAGAGUUCCCUGGGAAGGAGUAUUGGUUGUUAAACCACUCUGGGAAUUGUAGCUUUUGGGGGAGAUUAGGGGUCUCCUAACAACUCUUUGCACCCUUAACAAACUCCAGUUCCCGGAAUUCUCUGGGGGAAGCCAUGACUGGUCAAAAUGGUAUCAUAGUGCUUUGAAGUAUUGUGUGAAUGUGGCUUUAGUUUAAUACCAGUCUAGGUGUGUUAACAUCAUGUCUUUACUACCUAGCAGAGUCGUGCUUCAAAGCACGUUUGAUGUGUUUACACAUCACAUUUAUUUGAAACAGUUGCAGCUUUCCUCUGCACAAAAUUCCUCCCAACAAACCACAAUAAAAUACAGUAUAUAAACUGUUCCAAAGGGGUAGCCAAGUUCCUCUGUUGCAGCAAACGCAACGGAACCUUGCUAACUUACUAACAGCUGUAGGAAUAACUGAGACCACAGGUUGAAUGCGGGUGAGCUAUGCGGAAGCAAGCUAAUCGGCUAGCUCGGCAGAGCCUCUUUUAUUGGCAAAAAUCAACAGUUGCAAAGCUGUAGUGAAACCACUCUGAACUUUAACAUAUUUCCAUCUAAGCACAGUCCCAGCAUUAGCAAAUACACAUGUCAGCAGGUGUUUCCCUCAAAUGUCCCCCCCCCAUACUUGAUAACACCUGCUUUCCCUGCCAUGCUCCAGCCAGGCGAUAUGUCUAAGCAAACAGUUUGUGAAAGGACAAAAGGUCAGGGGGAAAACCCUGUUUUCUAGCCAAGAAGGCAAAAGGUCAGGGAAAGCAAGCGUAACAUUGACAUGCUGUGGCAUGUCUUUGUGCGAGGUUUGCCUUUGCAAAACGGAGCGUUACCCCCACAAACAGCCAGCUCUGGUAGGCCCCAGUCAGCAUGGACACUGCUUAGGGAUGAUGGGAGUUGCAGUCUCCCAUCAUCAGGCUGGCUAACACAGCUUUGUAACUUGCAUGUGUGUAUAUAUCUGCCAACUUGGGAUAACAUUCCAUGCACCUGAGAGAGUAAGCUUAUGCCAUAACAUACUUGCUAGUCUUUAAAGUGCAUGAGACUGUUGUUUUUAGCAUAUAUAUUUAAAAACACUCAGAAUUCAUAAUGCACCUGAAAUUACUAGUUGUUGCUUAAAACUUAGAAACUUAGAAACUCAUGCCUAUAGGCUUGCCAUCUAAAGUUAGAUCUAAGAGUCAGAAUGGGGGGGGAAGCAAGGAAGAGGGGAAAGGGUUGUGUGCCUAUGUACUUGAUAAGGAUAACCAUGAAGUAUAGUAUGCCUUCGCUUCUGUAGUAUGAAAUAUCCGCCUUGCUCAAAUCCCACUUUUCCUCUUCCAUGUUCCAACCCACUGGUAUCUUUGCAUUUCCGUGUGCCAUUUCAGAUUUACCCACAAGCUCCCCAUCUCCUGUUAAUAUUUGUACUGGUACUGUAUUUGUUAGAAAAUGUAUUUUACAAAGAGUGAUUUGUACUGGGGGGAAAGAAAACCUAUGUAAUGUAACAGCUGCAGAAUCUUGUGACUCCGAUUAAGGUCACAGAAAUGCUGACUCAUUGCCUUGUUAAUUUGUUAACUCCCUUUAAAAGUGAGUGUGUUUCUUAGAUAGGAGGGGAGGGAGUUGGAGGUUGUCUUGUUGUUGUUUCAUUGACCAACAACAACAACAACAACAACAACAACAACAACGGAGUGUGGAAACUUCAAGCAGAUGCUGUGUCUGGAGGAGUUUGUGAGGACAGACAAAUCAGCAACUCAGCAGUUCUCAACCUGUGGGUCCCCAGAUGUUGUUGGACUACAACUCCCAUCAUCCCUGAGCUCUGGCCUUGCUAGCUAGGGGUGAUGGGAGUUGUAGUUCAACAACCUCUGGGGACCCACAGGUUGAGAAAGGCUGUCUUACUGCUAUGAAAGAGUUUUUGAAGCAAGAAGCAAAAAGAUCCUCUCUUGGGCUCAAAUGCAUUGUAUUGGACUUUAUAUGCACAAAUAAUACUGAUUGUUAACAGCUGCCACCCUGCAAGUAAAGAGUCAUCUUCAGAGUCCUGGUUCUGGAGGAUACUUCAUCAUGAAGGCUUUGAGGGUGAAACCCCUGCAUGACUCAGGAAAAUAGCUAACAUCUCCAUCGUCUUCUUUCCAGGCGAUGCCUCUGAUGUUCAGCUGUACAACCUGCCUCGCAAAUGCAUCCGGAUGUUCUUCCCCACUCGCAAGUGUUUCAUUUUUGACCGACCCACUACUAGGAAGAACCUGCCCCAUCUGGAGUCGAUGCAGGAGAGCCAGCUGGAGCCCGACUUUGUGGAACAAGCCGGCCAGUUCUGCCGUUACAUCUAUAGUACAUCCAAGGAAAAGACCAUCCCCGGAGGAUACCUUGUCAAUGGCCGCUGUGAGUCCUGGUAACUGUGUAGUCCUCCUCAGACUAGCUGGUUGGCAGCUGGAUGGCCCUGUGCACCUGCCAUAAUUGCCCCAGGGAGGAGCUUGGGAUCUGGCCCACCAUCCUAGCUACUUGGUUUUGCAUUGCAAUGGGCCACUCUGAGCACAGGCAGUUCAGUGUGUCUUCCCACAACUAGCUCCUUUUCUUUUUCCCCCUGGUAGUGCUGGCAAACCUAGUGACAACCUAUGUGGACACCAUUCGCAGUGGGCAAGUGCCUUGCAUGGAGAGCGCAGUGCUGGCCUUGGCUGAGAUUGAGAACUCGGCUGCUAUCCAUGAUGCUACUGUGCGCUACAGGGAGCUGAUGGAUCAAAAGCUGAAGCUUCCUACGGAGACGGUCCAGGAGCUGCUGGGGAUCCAUGCCGAGUGUGAGAAGGAGGCCCUGCAGGUGUUCCUGGCUCAUGCCUUCAAGGAUGACAAACAACGGUUCCAGGUGGAACUCAUGGUAGGUUGUCCCUUGAUCCCCUGUAUAUUAACAUGCUGCAAACUGUAUAUUAUACCCAAAUAUUCAGAUUUUUGUCCACCACACGGGAAUCUUUUGGUGGAGGGUGGUUAAGAAAUGUCUUGAACAAUUUUAUUCUGAAAAUAAAUCUGGGCGCACAAAGUCUGUUCUCCCAGAUUAGAAAUGUUUCGAAGUGCUUAGCUAUGUCUCAGCUUUAUUUUGUUUGUGUUGCCAGAAAACCAUGGACCAGAUGAAGGAGGGCUUCUGCCAAAAGAAUGAGCAGGAAUCUUCAAAACUCUGUUGGGCUGUGUUGAUGUCCUUGUCUGGGGAGCUGGAGGAAAACAUCAAACAAGGGGUUUACUCCUGCCCUGGCGGUCACAAGCUGUUUUCGGAUGACCUGAAGGAAAUGGAACAGAGAUACCACCAAGAACAGAAGAAAGGAGUGAUGGUGAGGAAGCGCGAGGGCUGCUGAAUGAACAUCUUAAAGGGGCAUUAUAAAGCUCGGCUAAUUGGAGGGUGGGGGUGCACUCCAAAUCAUGGUUUUCUCAGAAUUCAAAUUGCCAAAACCUGAAACACAUUUCAUAGGUGUGGCUGAAACAGGUGCAAAGUUCAUAUCUGAGUACCAGAGCUGGAGAUUGGGUACUGAAAUUGUGACUGGGGAAACCCAGCCAGAUGGGCGGGGGUAUAAGACAACAACAACAACAACAACAACAACAACAACAACAACAACAACUCUUGCUACACAAUUGCACCAUUUUUAAAAUUCUGAAUCUAUGAAAAAUUAAGGCUUGUCUGACUGCAGUCUAAUAGCUCAUUGUUCAACCCGGUAGGAAACAGAAAGGCAUACAGCUGAAACAAGCUCAGAUUCCUGGUCCAGUCGAGAGACAUAUAAAAAGUAGACGGGGAGAAAGAUUGUGGGAGGUUGUUCUGCUUCCCCUAGCAAUGUGCCUGAGCUUCCCAAUUUAGGACCUAUGUAGAUGUGACACAGGAAGUCCACAGUGCUUUGAAAUUUACUUAAAAUCAAUUGCUAGAGAUUGCAGAUUGGACUAGGACACAGUGGCACUGAGAGAUCCUUGCGUUAUGGGAUAUUUGGAGGGCUGUUUAGCUCAGGAAAGCAGAUGACCUUUUCUUCCAUCCUGGCUGCUCUGAUGUGAUGUGCAGUCCCCAGCAGUGUUAAGUAACUUUCAGAAUGCUAGCAGAUCCAGUCACAGGCAUCCCUCAACAUAUCUGCUUAGGCUCUUGUUGUUGUUGUUUAGUCGUUUAGUCGUGUCCGACUCUUUGUGACCCCAUGGACCAGAGCACGCCAGGCACUUCUGUCCUCCACUGCCUCCCGCAGUUUGGACAGACUCAUGCUGGUAGCUUCGAGAAUACCACCCAACCAUCUCGUCCUCUGUCGUCCCCUUCUCCUUGUGCCCUCCAUCUUUCCCAACAUCAGGGUCUUUUCCAGGGAGUCUUCUCUUCUCAUGAGGUGACCAAAGUAUUGGAGCCUCAACUUCAUGAUCUGUCCUUCCAAUGAGCACUCAGGGCUGAUUUCCUUCAGAAUGGAUAGGUUUGAUUUUCUUGCAGUCCAUGGGACUCUCAAGAGUCUCCUCCAGCACCAUAAUUCAAAAGCAUCAAUUCUUCGGCGAUCAGCCUUCUUUAUGGUCCAGCUCUCACUUCCAUACAUCACUACUGGGAAAACCAUAGCUUUUACUAUACGGACCUUUGUUGGCAAGGUGAUGUCUCUACUUUUUAGGAUGCUGUCUAGGUUUGUCAUUGCUUUUCUCCCAAGAAGCAGGUGUCUUUUAAUUUCGUGGCUGCUGUCACCAUCUGCAGUGAUCAUGGAGCCCAAGAAAGUAAAAUCUCUUACUGCCUCCAUUUCUUCCCCUUCUAUUUGCCAGGAGGUGAUGGGACCAGUGGCCAUGAUCUUCGUUCUAAGAGCUUAGGCUCUUAUAGGGCCACAAUUCUAGGGGUGAAUAAUACAGAGGACGCGGGUGGCGCUGUGGUCUAAACCACUGAGCCUCUUGGGCUUGCUGAUCAGAAGGUUGGCGGUUCGAAUCCCCACGAUGGGUUGAGCUCCCAUUGCUCUGUCCCAGCUCCUGCCAACCUAGCAGUUCAGAAACAUGCCAGUGCGAGUAGAUAAAUAGAUACCGCUGUGGCGGGAAGGUAAACCGUGUUUCCGUGCGCUCUGGUUUCUGUCACGGCGUUCCAUUGCGCCAGAGGUGGUUUAGUCAUGCUGGCCACAUGACCCAGAAAGCUGUCUGUGGACAAACGCUGGCACCCUCUGCCUGAAAGCAAGAGGAGCGCUGCAGCCCCAUAUUCGCCUUUGACCGGAUUUAACCGUUCAGGAGGAGUCCUUUUUAAUACAGAGGUAAUAGAAGAAGGAAAUCCACAACCCUUAGCUGCACGAUGAGAUCUACUUUGUGCCUGAAAUGAAAGGGGUGCCUGCCAGGGAGUCAAAUGCCAUCUGGGCCAGCUAUCUUCUCACAGUCCAUGCUUCAGACAGUCUCCCUUCCUCUUUACUAUUAACAUCACUGCAGAAAUGUUCAUGCAUUUGUAUUUCUCCUUUCUCACCUUAUUAAGCAAAAAUGGGAAACUUGAAGCAGGCAGGGGACCCAAUCUGUUUUAGCCGGCCUCUCUUCAUUCACUCUGCUGACUCUUCUGUUGCAGGCGGAGACAGUCCUACAGCAGUUCCUCAAGGAGAAGGAGAAUGUCAGCAGAGCCAUACUGCUAAGUGAUAAAGCUCUGUCAAAGAAAGAGAAGGAAAUGGCAGGUAAGGGGAUGGGAAAGUAGCAUGCAUGGGGCAGUGGUCAACAAUGUGGCUCCCUGGAGGUCUUCCCCUGGGGCCCAUGAAGACUCUGGGCCUCCCCACAUGCUGCCCACUUCGUCAUGAGGUUGUGGGUGUGGUUAUCUUUUUACCCCUUGAAAAUGACAUAGAAGCAUGUUGGAAAAAGAGACAUUUUCUCCCACUUUCUCUUUCACCUCUGUGUGCUUUUCAAGGCUGAUGGUAUAUGGCUGUAUAUAAAUUUUAAUAAUAAUAAUAAUAAUAAUAAUAAUAGUAAUAAUAAUAAUAAUAAUAAUAAUAAUCAUAAUCUGCUUACAGAAAGCUUCUGCAGAGGUUUGAUUAAAUCCCACGUUUGCUGAGCAUUCAUUGUGAUUUGUUUAUGACAUUGAACAUUCAUCCUGACUUGCUUGUAGGGUGCUUAUACAUUUUCCCUUUUACUCAUUCACAUCCCACAAUUUUCAGUUCAAUUGCCUGUCACUUUCCUAACAGCAGAAAAAGUUUCUUUUUUAAGUGGAAUUCUUGCGCUAGGGCAACAGAAUUCAUUAAUUAACUUGAAUGUGCAAACCUAAAUUUCCUAGUGUUCACUUGAAUCUGUCCCACAAACUACUGCUCUGGAGUAUUUAUUUAUUUCUGCUACUACUUUUCUAUUUUCUAGUUGUUUUGGGGCUUCUUACUUUCUCCAAAUACAGAUAUGAACGGUAUGCAGGGCCACUGAGCAUUAACAAACUUCAAGCAGUAAUUCUGGCCCCUUUAAUCCUAUUUUAGCCAAACCCAAACUCCAUAGCAGUCAGUAACCGUAGAACAAUAUAUUGUGGCUCUGCACAAACACCUGCAGUUAUUCGUUCUUCCUUUUUUUCAUUCCCGGGACAGAGGCGAAGGCAAAGGCUGAAGCUGCGCAGCGAGAGCAGGAGAUCCAGAAGCAGAAGCAAGCUGAGCUGGAACAGAAGAUGGAGGAUCAGAAACGGAGCUACGAGCUGAACAUCCGUCAGCUGGAGGAGAAGAUGGUGAAAGAAAGGGACAAUCUACUGAAAGAGCAGAAUAUGAUGAUGGAGAGUAAACUCAGGGUAACUAUCACAGGCCCAUCUUGGGCCUCUUCUCUAUUUGCAACAAGCAAACACAAGAAUGCUAGUUUGGGUGGUUCUGGAGUUCUGUGCUUCCUUACAAAAUGGAUCAAGUCAGGCUCAGGGGAAUGUUAGCCCUCUUCCUCACAAGCCCAGGGCCCCUAUCUAAUUUAGUUAGCAGUGUUUUUCCUGGUCAGGCAUCCUUGCAAGACACACUCAGCUGUGGAGUGAAGCUUCUGGGGUUGGAAGGAAGUUCGUCGUGAUCUGAGCCAUCUCCUUGGCUGUCAAGUGGCACAGACAAUGACGUUAAAAACUUAAAUUCCAUUCAAUUAGAUGCCUUCUUUAGAACACCAGAAGAAAGCUUUUGCCUUUCGGUUUGGCUGGAAGUAUUCUUAAGCACACCGAAAGCCGAAUCACACCCCUUUUUUCUUUUGAUGUGAAUGCUCUCUCUUUUUGCAGGAGCAAGAGGCUUUGCUGAAGGAUGGAUUUCAGAAAGAAGCAAAUCGACUAAAUGGGGAGAUUAAUCAGCUGAGACAACAGGCUGAAAAUAUCAAGAAGCCAUCUUGGUUUGCAGAGAUGUUGGGUGGUCUGGUAGAUGUCGCCACAUGUUUUUUGCCUGGUAUUGUCGCCAAACUUUCUGGAUCGCUGGCUUCUAACUUUAUAAAGCGCUUGUGA
Molecule: messenger RNA, 20204 nt
Organism: Podarcis lilfordi (Lilford's wall lizard)
Lineage: Eukaryota; Metazoa; Chordata; Lepidosauria; Squamata; Lacertidae
Source: the annotation of a GenBank genome assembly